This is a messenger RNA of Cicer arietinum (chickpea), 3153 nucleotides long. Its product is annotated as cysteine-rich receptor-like protein kinase 15. Gene Ontology annotation, biological process: protein phosphorylation. Lineage: Eukaryota; Viridiplantae; Streptophyta; Magnoliopsida; Fabales; Fabaceae. Gene Ontology annotation, molecular function: ATP binding; protein serine/threonine kinase activity. Gene Ontology annotation, cellular component: plasma membrane. The record is from RefSeq and is a predicted model, not a curated record.
CAUGACUUCUCUACAUUAUUGAUCAAUCCACGUCUUUUGUUUACUCCAAAUGAAACGCGCUUAUUCCAAAUUCACCGUUGUUUGGUUGACUUGUACUCUUCCACAGAAAUAAUAUAUUAGGCUAUAGCUGACAAAUAAGCCCAAUUAUCUGAAUUUUCUACACAUGCGAAGUUUUGAAUAUACAAAAAGCUGAAAAUUUUCACAUAAUAAAAUGCAAAGAAAUGACUAAUCAAAAGAUUUUGGUUCCCACAGCUUUUCAAUAUCAUGUGGAUUACACUACAGUUUUACUCAACACAAUACAGAAACUGUUCUGCUAACAUGUAAUAGUUAUAGGAAAAAACUCAUCCAUGAAGACGUCACAACAAAACAUGACAUGUACAAGGUGUCUAAGCUUCAUUCUCCUUCUCAACUUCCUCUUCACCUUAACAAGUGCAGAACAAUCACCAUUUUACAUGUACAGUUUUUGCCAGAACUCAACACAGAAAACACCUAACCCUUCACACCAGUCCAACGUUAAUAACUUCCUUUCAUGGAUAAACUCUGAUUCUGCAUCAGGAACAGUAUCUAACCACACCACCAUUAGCAGCAAAAACAAUCGUGAUGAUGAUGAUGUUUAUGGGUUCUAUGAUUGUCGGGGAGAUGUCACAGUAAGUUUCUGUCAAUUCUGUCUCAACAUUGCUGUCGGAGAAAUUCCACAACGUUGUCCCAACGGUGUCUCAUCUAUGAUAUGGUUUGACGUAUGCAUCGUCGGUUACACUAACAAGAAUUCCACAGGAGAAGUUUCUGUAGCCCCGUCAUGGAAUGUUACAGGAUCUAAAACCGUUAAGGACUCAACAGAACUUGCGAAAGCAGAGAAUAACGUGAGGAGUUUGAUAGAUAGUGUGACUACAGAAGGCAAUCUCAAUUGGGCAUUGGGCGCGUUCAGUUGGAGUAACACUGUGAAAAGGUAUGGUUGGGUGCAGUGUAAUAGAGUCCUCAGUAAGAAUGGAUGCAAACAGUGUUUGGAGGCUAUGAUGGAUUUAGUUCCUAAGUGCUGUGGAACAAAGGUAGGUUGGGCAGUUAUGUCACCUAGUUGUGGGGUGAAGUAUGAUGAUUAUAGGUUCUACCAGGUUAAUAACCAAACAGGAUCUCGUUCUCCUAUGCCGAUUCCAGACAAGCAAGAAGGUGCAAGUAAUACCAAAACCUUGAUCAUCACCUUAGUAAGUGUACUGGUGGCAGUGUCUAUUCUAAGUUGUUGUAUCUACUAUUGCUGGAGAAAGAAUGGGUUAUGUAAAGGUGGUUUUCUGUUCAGGACUAUAGCUUUUCAUGAUCAUGUUCAAAGAGAGGAUCCAUUGAAUGGAGACCUUCCUACAAUCCCUUUAACUGUAAUUCAACAAAGCACCAAUAACUUUUCAGAGUCAUCUAAAUUAGGAGAAGGUGGAUACGGCCCUGUUUACAAGGGUACUUUACCAGAUGGCACAGAAGUUGCUGUCAAAAGGCUUGCAGAGUUGUCUGGUCAAGGUUCAGAGGAGUUCAAGAAUGAAGUAAUCUUCAUAGCUAAAUUGCAACACAGAAACCUUGUGAAACUCUUGGGUUGCUGCAUUGACGGAAAUGAAAAAAUACUAGUAUAUGAGUACAUGCCAAAUUCAAGCCUUGACUUUCACCUUUUCAAUAAGGAAAAGCAAAGGCAACUAGAUUGGAAUUUACGACUAUGCAUUAUCAAUGGAAUCGCAAGAGGAUUGUUGUACCUUCAUGAGGACUCUCCACUUAGAGUAAUCCAUAGAGAUCUGAAAGCCAGCAAUGUUCUUCUGGAUGAUGAAAUGAAUCCAAAAAUAUCAGAUUUUGGAUUGGCAAGGACAUUUGAAAAAGACCAAUAUCAAACAAAAACAAAAAGAGUUAUUGGCACCUAUGGAUACAUGGCUCCAGAAUAUGCCAUGGCUGGGAUAUUUUCAGUGAAAUCUGAUGUUUUCAGCUUCGGAGUUCUUUUAUUAGAAAUCAUUUAUGGAAAAAGAAAUGGUGAAUUCUUUCUUUCAGAACAUAUGCAAAGUCUUCUAUUAUAUACAUGGAGACUCUGGUGUGAAGGAAAAAGUUUAGAACUAAUUGAUCCGUUCCACAAAAAAACAUACAUUGAAAGUGAAGUCACGAAGUGUAUACACAUUGGUUUAUUGUGCGUACAAGAAGAUGCCGCAGAUCGACCAACCAUGUCCACCGUAGUUCGCAUGCUAGGGAGUGACACAAUGGUCCUUCCAGAACCCAAGCAACCAGCAUUUUCAGUUGGGAGAAGAAUGUCCAAGAAUGAAGAUCCAACAUCAAAAAGUUAUAAGGAUAAUUCUGUUGAUGAAGUAACCCUAACUAUUGUUGCAGCUAGAUAGUUGAUAUUAUGGUUCAGUUUGUGAGAGAUUUGAAAAUGAUUAAGUUCAUUUAGAGAAAUAUUUGAAGUAAGAAAUUAAGAUAACCAAUUUUAAAGUUGUUGAGAAGCUACCCUAAAUUUCCUCGAAGGCUGAUGAACCACUUGUUCAUUACUCAGUUGAGUUGCAAAUAUAAGUCUAACCAGUUGCAAAUAUCCGAUCAGAUCAUGACUAAAAACCACUACCAUAAAACCGGCAAUCCAACUGGUGAAAACUGGCAGUUACAGGGAUUGAACCGUGUUUUUGUUUGUUCAUACCGCAGCCUCCUAUUUUAUAACCAAAGCCCAUGAUUACUUACCUAUAAGUUAUCAAUGUGAGACCUAUGACUGUCCUUUUAUAAUUUACUCAAUCUAGUGAAGUUACUGUUAUUCUUUAUAUCACUUUAUCAAACCGUUUUGUUCAGAAAUCCCAUAAUGGAAUAUAAGUUCAAAACGUCAGCAGUAUAAAAUAGAUUAAAUGCAUGUGAUUAGUUAGUUUAUUUGUAAAUUGCAAGAUUAGCAUGUAUGUUUCGAAGAGGGAUUUCUUUAUACUUCUACUACAAAGACUACUAGUACAUGCAUCCAUGUAUGAGUUCGAGGCAUUGGUUUUGUGCUCACAGUAUUUUCAGUUUUGAGGCAAUAGACACAAAGAACCAGGCUGAGAAACAGUUGAAAGAGCUAGGAGACAAGGUUUCUGGCCAUGUGCUAAGUUUCUAGUGGUUUUUGUAAAUGGAGAGCGGACAUGUGUUCUUUCAAAAAUAAAAUAAUAAAGUGGAUUUAAUUUUUAA